Molecule: messenger RNA, 3468 nt
Organism: Oryzias latipes (Japanese medaka)
Lineage: Eukaryota; Metazoa; Chordata; Actinopteri; Beloniformes; Adrianichthyidae
Gene: flvcr1
Product: FLVCR choline and heme transporter 1
Biological process (GO): mitochondrial transport; heme export; erythrocyte differentiation
Cellular component (GO): mitochondrion; membrane
Molecular function (GO): heme transmembrane transporter activity; heme binding
Source: RefSeq, a predicted model, not a curated record
UGGAGGGCCGUGCGUCAGCUCAGAGGAGCGCGCGCCGUGCCGGCACAGGAAGCCGGGUGGUGAAAGACGUGGAUCUGAUCUGAUGGGGCAGCCCGCCUGAGCUGCUUGUCCGGGCAUCACUGCCGAAGGACAACGGAUCCCCCCCUCACCGUGCCGCCGCCAGGUAUCGCUCCACUUCCCGGAGGUGGCGCUGCAAAGCGGCACCAUGGUGGCUGGAGAGCUCAUGCAGGACCUGCACCUGCGCGCGGAUGCCGGCGCGCCGGACCACAUCACCGUCGAUACAAAGAGUCCCGAACCAGAAGAUGCUGAGCUAGAGGCAGACCCGACAGUCAGAGCUCCGCCGGCUGGAGGAGCGGAUGGCUUAGACACGCUCCCGGGCUUUGAACGUGAACAGGAGCCCCCCUCGGAUGAAAGAGAAGCGAUGCUGCCCAAUGGAGGGGGAGCAGGGAGCGAAGUGGAGGCGCAGGUGGAGACGCGACUAGAAACACGGCUGUACCUGAAGCGGUUCGCGGUUCUGGCCGUGUUCAGCCUGUCCUCGCUGGUCAACGCGUUCCAGUGGAUCCACUACAGCAUCAUCGCACACGUCUUCACGCGCUACUACGGCGUGAGCAACAGCCAGGUGGACUGGCUCUCCAUCGUCUACAUGGUGGCCUACGUGCCGCUCAUCUUCCCAGCCACCUGGCUGCUGGAUCGGCGGGGGCUGCGGCUGACGGCCAUGCUGGGAGCCGGCCUCAACUGCGCCGGCGCGUGGCUAAAGUGCGCCAGCGUGAACCCCGAGCGCUUCGGCGUCACUGUCACUGCGCAGGUCGUCUGCGCCGUGGCGCAGGUCUUUAUCCUCGGGCUGCCGUCCCGUGUUGCCUCGGUGUGGUUCGGACCUCGGGAGGUUUCCACCGCGUGCGCCACAGCCGUGCUCGGAAACCAGCUGGGCACCGCCAUCGGCUUCCUGCUGCCUCCAGUUCUGGUUCCGACAACUGACGAUGUGGACCUGACGGGUCACAACAUCAGCAUCAUGUUCUAUGGCACCGCCGCUGUGUCUACGCUGCUCUUCAUCCUCACCGUCACAGUCAUACAGGACCGACCUCCUCUGCCCCCGAGCCAAGCUCAGGCCGUCUUACCAGACCUGCUGGAGGAGUACUCCUACAAACAGUCCAUCAUCAAUCUGGUAAAGAACAAAGCCUUCAUCCUGCUGCUCAUCAGCUACGGCAUCCUGACAGGAGCCUUCUACUCCGUUUCCACUCUCCUCAACCAGAUGAUCAUGACCUGCUAUGUGGAUCAGGGCCAGGAACUAAAUGCUGGAAGAAUCGGUUUGACUCUGGUCAUUGCCGGGAUGGUUGGCUCCAUCCUAUGUGGGGUGUGGCUGGACCACACCAAGACGUACAAGUCCACCACCUUGGUUGUGUACCUUCUGUCCUUUGUGAGCAUGCUGGUCUUCACAUUCACCUUAAAGGUGGACAUCUACCUGGUGUUCUUCACUGCAGGGCUCCUGGGCUUCUUCAUGACGGGAUACUUACCACUCGGCUUCGAGUUUGGAGUAGAGAUCACUUACCCAGAGUCUGAAGGAACGUCUUCUGGCCUCCUCAAUGCUUUUGCUCAGAUCUUUGGGAUCCUAUUCACUCUCAUUCAGGGCAAACUGACCACAGACUACGACCCACUCACUGGAAAUCUCUUCCUGUGCGCCUGGAUCUUUGGGGGAGCUAUUCUCAGUGCUUUAAUCAAGUCGGACCUGAAGAGACACAGCGUGAACGUGGGAGCUGGCGGCGCUGUGAGCAGUGAGCUGCAGAUGCCCCCUCCUGAAGAAAUAAAGACCAGGACAGUCCUCCUGGAGCCAUCUGUCAGCUUUUCCUGUGAAACCUCGCUGUGAUCUGUGGGGGGCGGAGCUUUCCUGGAAAUGGCACAAGCAAACAAUCUGGGGCGCCCUUUUUGUAUGAUCACCUGGACAACCGGCGGCUCAUCUGAGUCUGGGUCGGAUCCCUGCAGGGUGAUCACACGCUCACAUGUCCCCCUUCAUCUCUGCUGAGGAAGACAAUGGGCUCAGGUGACCUCUUCUGGUUUUACUGCAGCUGUGGCGCAAAAUGAUCUGAAGCAUAAGACGAUCACAUGACCAGUGUGUGGUGUGAUCUCUGUAAGGAGGAGGAGGACUUUGGAAUUUUCCUUAGCUGUUCCUGUUAAAUGCAGCGUUAUGUCUGAGCUUCAGAUCUUCAGCUGCACCUGAGAGUCUGGGCGCUGGACGCCAUCCUGCACAAAGAUCUUCAUGACUGAAACCUGGAACAUGAACAGAAAUGCAGUUGUUUUUAUCAAAACCUGUUCUUAAUGGACCAAACACAAUGUGAAGUAGUUUGGCUCACAAAGAUGCACAACUUCAGGCUCAAAUGCACAAGUUAGGUCUUUAUGUUGAAACAGUCAGGCUCUGAUGGACUUCCAGUUUUAAGGCCGUGUCAGACAGCCACUACUUCCAUUUUGCUUAUUGUCCACAUAUGACAUUUCUUUCCUCUGUAAUCCAUGCGUGAUCUACAUCAUUCAUAAGUGUUUCUUGCGUUUGUCGUUCAACAAUGUGCGCAGAUGUCCGUCAAAGAUGUCAGCUGAUGCGUCUUUAUGUGAGCUCCGUUUUGCACUGUUCCACAGUUUUGGUUGGUUGAGAAUAACACAGUCAUUUCAUAAAUUCUACGCAUUCUACGUGCGUGAUUUUUGCGAGAUGCAUAGGCAGAUUUGUGGCUUUCCACAACUGUUCCACGCAUGUCUCACAUGCUUUUAAUGCAUGUACCAUCGAUGUAUAACUUUUAUAUCACGUACACAUAACACGCUAAAUUUACGUAAUUGACACACCAAAUAAUUACAAAUAAACAGCACAAUAAUCAUGCACAAUUGGAGUAUCGUGUGGCUUUUACGUUGGUUAACGUGUUCUUUGCGUGAUUUUGGACCAAUUUUCAUCCGUGCAGUAUGUUCAAAAUGUAUGUAGUGGCUAUGUGACAUCAUCUUUACGUCUUCAUGCUGAUAAUUAUGUUUGACAUGUUUGCGUGUUUCACUGAGAUGCUGCCAGAGCUCAUCAAAGAAUCGGUUUGACUGGAACUCCACUGACCCAGCUCAGAACCGCCCCGGUUCUUUAGGAUCCUUCCAAAAGCAGCUUGUUUUUUGGGGAAGAAAGCAGCAUGUCUGCCAACGUAAAGUCAGAAAACCUUCAGGGUCUCCUGGAAACAGCUGCUGAGGAGCAGGAGUUUAAGUCCACACUGCUGUCAUGUCUGUCUGAAAAGUGAUGCUUUGUUUUGUUUUUCCUUUAACUUUGCUGUAACGGUUCUGGUGCCAGAUGUUUCACCCACUUGCUUCCUUUGUGGGGUCAGCUUAUUUUAUUUCAAAGGGAGCGUAGCUGUUGGAGCCAGUUGAUUUCCAGAUUAACAACGAAAUUCCAGGAUUCCCAAACUCCUCAAGGGGUGUGAACGCACCUCUGUGACCAAAUAAAGGAUCAACCAAGAA